Messenger RNA from Trichoderma citrinoviride, 1278 nucleotides. RefSeq lists its product as hypothetical. The transcript has a single exon. Bases 1 to 1278 code for a protein of 425 amino acids. The record is from RefSeq and is a predicted model, not a curated record. Lineage: Eukaryota; Fungi; Ascomycota; Sordariomycetes; Hypocreales; Hypocreaceae. Gene Ontology annotation, molecular function: glycosyltransferase activity.
AUGCUUGACGAUAAAGCGACUGCACGGUCGACACUAGUCGACAUACCGGUAGACGUCACAAAGCCAUACCUACCAAAAGGACUGCCAAACGGUAUUACACUUCUGUCUCCCGACAAGUUUGACCAUCGAACCGAUGAGGAGAUUGCGGCAUGGCUUCAGAAGCGCCACCCUGUGACUUCAGAGAAGAACAUCUGGGGAUUCUGGCAUAAUGGCUUCGCCAACAUGAAGCCUUGGACACAGCGGAAUGUCAUCAACUGGGUCCGACGCCUAGGCCCUGAGUGGAAUGUCCACAUCGUUGAUCGCCUGGACGGCUCGGAAACAAACGUCUUGAACUACGUCGAGGAGUCAUACUUCCCAAGGACUUUCAUCGAGGGCACGAUGGAUGGCCACAAGGCUCACAUGGGAGACCUGGUUCGUCUGCCGUUACUGUGGAAGUACGGCGGCGUGUGGAUGGAUGUGGGUCUCAUCCUGCUGCGGCACGUCGACGAUAUCUGCUGGAAGCGCAUCGAGGACCCCGAGUUGCCUUACGAGCUAUGUGCGGUGGCAUUGCAGCACCUACCAGGCACUUACACCCCCCUCAACGGAUUCCUAGGCACCAAAAGCGGCAAUGCGUUCAUAAAGAGGUGGCACGACGUCUAUCUCGCGCUAUGGGAAGACGGAGUCACAAACGCAAAGGGCUUCCACAAGCAUCCCUUGCUCCGGCAUCUGCCCCUUUUCAAACCUGAUAUGGAAACUGUCAACCUAAAGGAUGUCAACAUCGACCGCGAGUUCUUCUCCGACUACGUGGCGCAUUACCUGUGUGGCGAGCGCAUCCGCAAGCUCGUCGACCCCAACGACGGCUUCAACGGCGUGGAAUGGUACGACAAGCACAUGCUCAUCUUUGACGCCGCAGAUGAGAUGCUUUAUGCUCAGAUCAUCACAAAAUGGGACGUGGAAACACAGUUCCGGCUUCUUUCUCUGAAACGCUCUGGAGAAGGCGCGGUUGUUAACGAGGAGUGGCACGAGGCGGAGGAGUUUGUGAAUACUCUGCUGGCGAAGACGGCCAUGCUCAAGUUCCCUCACGGGCCGGGUGGCGAUGGGCUCAAGGUGCAGAUGCUGGCGGACUUGUGGGAUGCGGAUGAGAACCGGGACAAGGACCAUGAGGAGGGAACGUUUGCCGCGUAUCUGAGGUACGGGUCGGUGCAUUUUGAUCAAAUGAGGGAGGUGAAGAAGCUGGAGUGGCAGAACCCGAAGGGGGAGACUUUUACGGUUGGAUAUCUGGAGCCUGUGCAGCUGUAA